This is a messenger RNA of Pomacea canaliculata, 1731 nucleotides long. Its product is annotated as tenascin-X-like. NCBI's taxonomy places the organism in Eukaryota, Metazoa, Mollusca, Gastropoda, Architaenioglossa, Ampullariidae. The record is from RefSeq and is a predicted model, not a curated record. Bases 28 to 813 code for a protein of 261 amino acids. The transcript is spliced from 8 exons.
ACAUCAAGCAAGAGAAAGACAAGGACAAUGCAGGCGAUACUCCUAGUGACUGUCUUCUCCUGUCUUCUUGCGGCUGUGGCAGCUAUAGACCCAGGAGCGGUUGGCGGAACUUGCCUUCCAAAUGAUAAGUGCACGGACGGAACUUCAGUGUGCGAAUCAAAUACAUGCAGGAUAAAAGCUGGAGCGGCCUGUACUUCAUCUCCCACUAACUGUGUUUCACAGUCGACCUGCAACACAAAGUGCACGUGUAACACCGGCUUCACUGAACAAUCGACCGGAUUAUGUACUGCAGCUGCAGGUGCAGUCGCCGGAGCGGUUGGCGGGACUUGCCUUACAGGUGGUACGUGCACUGAAGGAACUUCAGUGUGCGAAUCAAAUACAUGCAAGAUCAAAGCUGGAGCGACAUGUACUGCAUCACCCACUCAGUGUGUUUCACAGUCGACCUGCUCUACGACCUGCAACUGUGACAGCGGCUACAAUCAACAAUCGACUGGACUAUGUAAGGCCCCCUCAGUCGCCGGAGCCGUGGGUGGGCCUUGUUUAACAGGUUCUGCUUGCACUGACGGAACUUCAGUGUGCGAAUCAAGUGUUUGCAAGAUCAAAGCUGGAGCCACCUGUACUGCACCUACCACUGACUGUGUUUCCCAGUCGACCUGCUUCAACAACAAGUGCACGUGUGGUACAGGGUACACUGCAGAAUCGACUGGCGUUUGCAGUAGGGAUCUCAAAGGCGGAGUUGCUCUCCAGUCUGUGUCCUCCUCGCUCCUCAUCGGCAGCAUCAUCACGUGUUUGGUGACCUUGAGUCUGCCAUGAGACACGUUUUGACCUUCCAUUCGGACCUAAGAACCGGAAAUGGACUUUGCUUACUUGAAUUUUGAGACUGUACUUUUCUACAUUUUCAACUGUUAGAAGGCAUACAAAGGAUUUAAUAGGAGAAAUGGAAAACUACAAGGACAGAAUGGGAAACUUUUGCCAAGAAAAGUAGCAUGUAUAUAUAAUAUAGCAUGUGUAUAUUAGAGGGGGAGAAGUCAAACAAAAAAGUUUAUCAACAUAUAGACAAAAAUAAUAAACAGCGCACAAAAAUCUUGAAAAUUUAUUGUCUGAAUAUAAAAAUACUUUACACAUUGCGUAAAAAGUAAACGAUACCCUAUUAUUUUAUUAAGACAUUUUAAAUAAGCAAGAAGUUAGAUUAUUGCUACUGAAGUAAACACUUUUAUAUUAACCUGCAAGCACACGUGUUGUUAAUGUAGAAUUAAGCAGUCAAAACGUUUUAUUCUAAUAUAGCUUUUUUUACGCUUCUCUUCAUUUUGUAUGGUUUGUUUGAAAAUCUUUGCUAUGUUAAGUUGAAUCCAAAGGGUGACAAACAUAAAAUAUAAGGUAGCAUACAACGUUGAGCAAACAGCAUAUUCGUUACUAAUUCCUUGAAGAAGGAAAAAUUCUUUUCACGGAGGCUCUAAGUGACGUGUACUUUUCGUCCAGCAAUUUUUUUUUUAUUGAGUCCCUCAUCUUUCACACUCUGUUUUUUUUUCUAUUUCUCUCUCUCUCUCUUUCUUUCUUGCAUGCUCACGGUAUGAACCAAACGUUAUCGUCUGGUGAAAGUUAGGGGCCUCCGUUAAAAGAAGUUACUAUCUACCUAUUAUUUUAAUUUGUGACCCCUAAAAUCCUUUUUCACAUUCUCAUUCGGAAUGCAUUUCUUUAAAUGAUUUUUUAAAAAUCUUCAUUAAAUGAUAU